CAAUUUAUUCACACGUCUUUGCUCCCCCAAAUUGAUGAUGGAAAAGGGGGACAGUGAGUCUGGUAGGUAGGGUCAGCGGACUAGGAACAACCGCCCGCCACCUUCUCCAUCGCGGGGGUUGGUGGGGGCAAUAUUUUCCGAUCACCAUCUCCAACUCCUUCUCCCUCAAAUAAGCCCUCAAGCAACAAUCCAACCACCUUCCUCUUCCUUUUCCUCUCUCACCAACCCUCCCACCCAACUACCCAAUCUCUCUCUCUCUCUCUCUCUCUCUUUCUCUCCCCCGCCCCAUACGUUCUUCCAAGUAACAGCGUUGAUACCAGAAAAUGGCUGCUUCUUCCAUACACAGCCGGAUAAGCAUUGCUUCCAGAUACCAUUCUCCGGGAUUUGAUGUUUCAUCAUGUUCAGAUGGCAUCGGCUCACUCUCCUUCUCCUCUCGUCUCACCAAUCCCUCCCUCAAGUCGUUGGAGCGAACAAAAUUGGUACAGAUGCACAGGGUAAAUGCAGUUAUUAGAUCCAUAAGCAACUUUGAGCAAACUGAGGUUGAUAUCUCCCUAAGUCCCAGGGUAAAUUCGGUAAACCCCUCAAAGACAGUGGCCAUAACUGAUAAGGCAGUAGCUCUUGUGCAAGCUGGAGUGCCUGUUAUUGCAUUAGCAGCUGGAGAACCUGACUUCGAUACCCCAGCUGUAAUAGCAGAGGCUGGCAUUAAUGCAAUUCGUGAAGGUUACACUAGGUACACUCCUAAUGCAGGAACCUUGGAACUGCGUUCAGCAAUUUGCCACAAGUUGAAAGAGGAGAAUGGGAUCUCUUAUACGCCUGAUCAGAUUUUGGUAAGCAAUGGAGCAAAGCAGAGCAUUCUCCAAUCAGUUCUAGCAGUUUGUUCUCCUGGAGAUGAGGUUAUAAUUCUAGCUCCAUAUUGGGUGAGCUAUCCAGAAAUGGCAAGGCUGGCUGAUGCAACACCUGUGAUUAUUCCAACUGACAUCUCCAAAGAUUUUCUCUUAGAUCCAAAGCUUCUUGAAUCCAAACUCAGUGAGAAGUCGAGACUCUUGAUUCUUUGUUCUCCAUCUAACCCUACUGGGUCUGUAUAUCCUAGGAAGUUGCUUGAAGAGAUCGCUCGGAUUGUGGCAAAGCAUCCUCGGCUUCUGGUAAUGUUACAUGUAACUUUUGGCACCUUGGAACCUUUUCUGCUCAAAAACUUAGAUUUUGGACAAUUUUUUGUGGUUCUUCAGGUCCUGUCUGAUGAAAUAUAUGAGCACAUUAUUUAUGCACCAGCCACUCACACAAGUUUCGCAUCCUUGCCAGGCAUGUGGGAGAGGACUCUGACUGUCAACGGAUUUUCUAAGGCCUUUGCCAUGACUGGUUGGAGACUUGGAUAUCUUGCUGGUCCUAAACACUUUAUUGCGGCAUGUGGAAAGAUUCAAAGCCAGUUGACUUCUGGUGCCAGUAGUAUAUCUCAAAAAGCAGGUGUUGCUGCUUUGGGACUGGGGUAUGCUGGUGGGGAAGCAGUUUCCACUAUGGUCAAAGCAUUUGAGGAACGUCGAGAUUAUUUGGUCAAGAGUUUUGGAGAAUUGGAGGGUGCUAAAAUAUCAAAGCCCCAAGGAGCUUUCUACCUUUUCCUUGAUUUAAGCUCGUACUACGGAGCAGAGGCUGAAGGAUUUGGUAUGAUCAAAAAUUCAGAGUCGCUAUGCCGCUAUUUACUGGAAGAGGCUCAGGUUGCUCUUGUCCCGGGCGAAGCAUUUGGGGAUGACAGGUGCAUCCGCAUUUCCUAUGCGACAUCUCCAUCUACCCUACGGGCUGCAGUGGAGAGGAUUAAGAAAGCAUUAGUCCUUCUCAAACCUACUGUUAGAGUUUAAUCAAUCAAAUAGUAAUUCUUCUUCUUAGAUUGAAAAGAUGUGUACUUGUGGUAAUGGUACCAUGAAUAAUAAGUCAAGGGCCUCAAUCAGUACUGUAUUCAAGUAGAGACCAUGAAAAGACUGUAAAAUAACUUCCAAGAAACAAGUAUUCCCUGUUUCCUGAUGAAAAUUGUGUGUCAAAUCUGAUGUAUGAAUUGCAUUUUGUGCUGCACUGAUCAUGUUUUCAAUAUUUGAUAUAGCCUUGCCCCCUCUUCUAUUCUA
Molecule: messenger RNA, 2111 nt
Organism: Diospyros lotus (date-plum)
Lineage: Eukaryota; Viridiplantae; Streptophyta; Magnoliopsida; Ericales; Ebenaceae
Product: bifunctional aspartate aminotransferase and glutamate/aspartate-prephenate aminotransferase-like
Exons: 9
Coding region: 324-1850 (508 amino acids)
Biological process (GO): biosynthetic process
Molecular function (GO): catalytic activity; pyridoxal phosphate binding
Source: RefSeq, a predicted model, not a curated record